Molecule: messenger RNA, 648 nt
Organism: Guillardia theta CCMP2712
Lineage: Eukaryota; Cryptophyceae; Pyrenomonadales; Geminigeraceae
Exons: 6
Coding region: 1-648 (215 amino acids)
Molecular function (GO): phosphatidate phosphatase activity
Source: RefSeq, a predicted model, not a curated record
AUGUCCUCCCUUGCAGAUGCGUUGCGCAAUGGAUACGUACAUGAGCAUGUCGACCAGGUUCUUAGAGUCAUCGGGUCUCUCAAUGUUCGCUUGCUCUACCUCACGGCGAGGCCGAUCAGCCUGACCAUGAGGACGAAGACCUUUCUCGAUCAUAUCGGAGCUCCGGAAGGUGCCGUGAUCACAAUGCCACAUCCUGUUGUUCGAUCGCUUGGAACGGGCCAUGAAGACUUCAAGGUCUCCGUUCUACUCCAGGUGCGCGAUGCCUUCCUGGAUGCGAGCCCCUUCGUGGCCGGGUUUGGCAACCAGACUUCGGACGUACAGGCUUACCUGGCGGGAGGGGUUCCAAGGUCGAGAAUCUUCAUAGUAGACAAGACUUCCAAGAUUCGUACGCCAGCGGGGCAGCACGAGUUCUCUUCCUACCUAGAUCUCAGCGAGUGCUUGCCGGAGCUCUUCCGAGACGAGCGAGAGAGGAGAAAAGCUGCAGCAGCAACGUCGGCAAGGGCGGAGGAAGGAAAGCAGGAGGAGAGUGAACGAGUCGAGGGGGAAGAGGAGGCUGAGGGGGACAGCCGCGAAAGCGUUGGGCGGGAAAGGGGAGGGGAAGGAGGAAGAGGGGAGGGAGAAAGCGAAGGGGGCAAAAGCGAGAUGUGA